Molecule: messenger RNA, 4483 nt
Organism: Syngnathoides biaculeatus (alligator pipefish)
Lineage: Eukaryota; Metazoa; Chordata; Actinopteri; Syngnathiformes; Syngnathidae
Gene: cgrrf1
Product: cell growth regulator with ring finger domain 1
Exons: 8
Coding region: 275-1186 (303 amino acids)
Biological process (GO): negative regulation of cell growth
Source: RefSeq, a predicted model, not a curated record
UAGGAAAUUUCGUUGUCCUAUCGUUUCGUUGAUAGAAAUGGCAGGAUUUUUCCUAGUCACAUUGUAUGAGUACUCGCCACUCUUCUAUAUUUGCGUCGUUUCAUUGUGUUUUGUUGUUACAGCCGCCAUUGUCCUUGGCUGCUGUUAGGUCAAGAAGAAAGGAGGAUCUCCUACAUGUGAUUAUACAUUUAUUUUGAGAGAUUUAAGCAAGAGUCAUCUCAUCAUGGUGUUUUUCAUUUGAGCUGCCAAUUUUUUUCUAAUCACAAAGUCUGUGAUGUUUGGGUUUGAUGUCCCAGUGAUCUUGCGUGGCUCUGAUGACACACAAUCAAUCUUACCAACUCCCGAAAAGAAAAUGGUUCAGAUGAGCAAUCCUUUUUCCCUCAAGAUGGGUUCAGGAUUCGCAUCUGUUGUAGAUGGUCUGUGGUUGAAACCAUGUUGUUUGGAGCCCUGCAUCUUGAGCUGUUUCUGGGGUUGUGAUGUCACUGUCCUACAGCGAGUGUUGCAGGCCCACCAGGGUGGCUCCAGGUUCAGUACCCACCAUCAUUUCCAAGAUGUGUUGAACCCCUUCUCUCAUCACUGCCAGACCUUCUUUAUCAGCAGUGAAGACAGAGAGGAACGCUACUCUCAUAUUCCAUCUGAUCAGGGACUCUCAGAUUUUGGGCCAUUGCCAAGACAACGCUAUCCUCUUGUAGCUGUGUUGACUUUGGCGGAAAAUGAAGCCCGAGAUGGAUACAACAUUGUGGCCAGUGUCAGUGUUAUUCAUUUACCUGAUAAUAAACACAACCUGUCUGCAAGGAUCCUCUUCCAGUACCUUCUCACCUCACAAGGGAACAUGUACGAGUUAAAGGCACUCUUCAUGUCAGCUAAUAGUAGUGGAGAAUCUGCUCAUCCUGAUACCAACCCAGUUACCGGUCCCAGUGAGCCGGAGUGUGAGGAGGAAGACAACGAAAAGGUGGCAUCAGUUGUAGACGGUGGUGAGGAGCAAGAUGAACAAGUCUGGUCCAAGGGGCAGGGCAGAGACUGUGUGGUGUGUCAGAAUGAAGCUGUCAACCGAGUGUUGCUGCCCUGCAGACACGCUUGUGUUUGUGACAGUUGUGUGGCUCACUUCCAACACUGCCCCAUAUGCAGGGCUUUCAUCCAGGAGUCUUUUGCUCUCUCUCUUGUUCCAGCUGCAUCUGAACAAUGACACUAUUGGGGCAAUAAAGGCAUUCGCACACCCAACAACGCCUGUGUUGCAUUGUGUUACCGACACAUCGCCCCACAGGACCAAGUGACGCAGACGACAACACAAUAAUGCUGUGGGUAGAAUGCCAUAAUAUCCAUUUUAGUCAUAUGUUUGUUUUAGCGGAGACUGUUCCACCGUUUUGGCUGCUUGUUGAAGAAAAAGCUAACAAAAAUAGUUUUUAAAAAUGCAGAGAAAACGCCUCCUUGUGGUCUCCGUGCCAAUAGCAGGCAUUGCGACACCCCCACUUGGAGAAUUGCUGUAAAUUUUCAAAUCUGCAGGUGUGGUCUCCAGUAUAAAGCCAAACUCCACCUGGGAUGAGCACAGUGACGUCAGGGCGGUCGCCACCCACGCAAGUAUAAAGAAGCCUGAAGUUGGCUAACUGCCUUUGCAAAGUAUUGUAAAUCCCACAGGAAUCGGUGUCACACUAUUAUAGUAAUAUUCGAAUGAUUUAGGAAUUGGUUUUCUAUGAAGAACAUGAUUAUGCACCAUCAUUAAGUUUUUUCCUUAAUAGUUGUUAAUUUAUUCACUUUCACUCUUUAAUUUUACAACAAAGAAGGCAUUUAUAACAGAGCAUCUUAAGCAACAUCAAAAUGUAGAUCGUGUGGCACAACCCUGUAUUUUGAUAGAAGUACUUUUCCCAAUUAGAAAAGUUUACUGGGUGUGUAUCGUGAGUUUUAAGAUUUGUGAAUAAUGUAACCAUUUUGUGAUGAAGAUUAUAUAUUUUCCUUCCUGACAGUUAUUUUCAAUGAAGUCAAAAUUAGGUGUGAUGGGUUGUGUCAGUCCUGUGGCUGACUACUGGAGUACACUUUACAUCAGGGGUACCCAAUGUGUUGAUCACGAUUAACCAGUCAGUGACAAAAAACAUCAGCCUCUCAUCCAUCUUGCUGCUUGAUUCAGGUGUGCCCAAUGCGUCGAUUGACAGUCGGUUUGACAAACCAUGUCACUUGCACAUAAAGGUGUGUUGUAGUUUUUUAAUUCAAGGUUGAAUAUUAAUGAUUGCUUUAGUCAUUGUAGAUCAUAUUCAAAAAAUAUUUUAUUAUCACCUGUUACAAUCAUUCACAGCCAUUGACUGCUGUUGAAUUCAAAUAUCCAUGUUAAUAUUGAGGACUGGUAGUGAAUUAAGUAAAAUGUACGGUGCCUUGUGAAAGUAUUCGGCCCCGUUGAACUUUUCGUCACAUUUCAGGCUUCAAACAUAAACAUAUAAGAUUAAUAUUUUUUGACAAGUGGGACACAAUUGUGAAGUGGAAUGAAAUUUAUUGGAUAUUUUAACCUUUUUUUUAACAAAAACCUGAAAAGUGGGGUGUGCAAUAUUACUCGGCCUCAUUGCAUUGCAUUAAUAUUUUGUAGCGCCACCUUUUGCUGUAAUUACAGCUGCAAGUCACUUGGGGUAUGUCUCUGUCAGUUUUGCACCCUGAGGGACUGAAAUUCUUUCCCAUUCUUCCUUGCAAAACAGCUCGAACUCAUUGAGGUUGGACAGAGAGCGUUUGUGAACAGCAGUCUUCAGCUCUGCCCACAGAUUCUCGAUUGGAUUCAGGUCUGGACUUUGACUUGGCCGUUCUAACACCUGAAUAGGUUUAUUUGUGAACCAUUCCACUGUAGAUUUGGCUUUAUGUUUUGGAUCAUUGUCCUGUUGGAAGAUAAAUCUCCAUCCCAGUCUCAGGUCUUUUGCAGACUCCCAACAGGUUUUCUUCCAGAAUGGUCCUGUAUUUGGCUCCAUUCAUCUUCCCAUCAAUUUGAACCAUCUUCCCUGUCCCUGCUGAAGAGAAGCAGACCCAAACUAUGAGGCUGCCACCACCAUGUUUGACAGUGGGGAUGGUGUGUUCAGGAUGUUGAGCUGUCUUGCUUUUACGCUUAACAUAUCGUUUUGCAUUCUGACCAAAAAGUUCAUUUUUGGUUUCAUCUGACCAGAGCACCUUCUUCCAUGUUUGCUGUGUCUCCCAGGUGGCUUGUGGCAAACAUUAAACAAGACUUUUAAUUGAUAUCUUUGAGAAAUGACUUUCUUCUUACCACUCUUCCAUAAGUCAGAUUUGCGCAGUGUACGACUGAUUGUUGUCCUAUGGACAGACUCGCCUACCUCAGCUGUAGAUCUCUGCAGUUCAUCCAGAGUGAUCACGAGCCUCUUGGCUGCAUCUCCUAUCAGUCUUCUCCUUGUUAGAGGUGAAAAUUUAGAACAGGGGUGCCCUAACUUUUUUAUUCCCAAGAUCUACUUUUCAAGCAGCAAGCUUCGAGGGCAGGGCCUUUUUUGUUUUUUUUUACUACAAAAAUGCAAAACAUUUAUUUUAAAGUAUCUUGAGGAUUUUUUAUGUGUAAAUGUAAGUUUGUGUGCUUUGCAUAAUCGCAUGAGCCAAUCUCUCAGUCUUGGAAGAACUUAUUAACAAUGAUGUGACGAACUCGGAACGAUGCUUUGGUGGCGGCUGUCACUGUUGAACUAUUUUGUGUGAAAAGUGACUGCUGUGCAGCCAAUUGGGAUUUUAGUUCAUUCACUUUUCUCAUUCUCAGUUUGCUUUUCGCCGGAAUGUCGGCAUCAUAUUUUCCAUAAACAGUUGAAAAAUGCCACUACACAUUUCAUUCCACUGACAGAUGAGGCAAACACACUUUGAAAGUAACAUGACAACAAGGGUUUAAAAUAGGGGGGAAUUUGCUGACUAGCAUGUUUUCCUGUACUGUUUGCACAUGCGCGGUGAGUUUAGGGUCAGAAAAAUACAACCGUCUUUUUUUUUUGGGCACGCCAUCGCGAUCGACCCAAACUACCUCGUGAGACGCAUUGAGCACCCCUGGUUUAAAGGGAUUUGCAGUGGUCUGAUACGUCUUCCAUUUCAAUAUGAUUGCUUGCACAGAGCUCCUUGCGAUGUUUAAAGCUUGGGAAAUCUUUUUGUGUCCAAAUCCAGCUUUAAACGUCUCCACAACCGUAUCUCGGACCUGCCUGGUAUGUUCCUUGGUCUUCAUGAUGCUCACUGCACAGAACCCUGAGACUAUCACAGAGCAGGUGCAUUUAUACAUACAUUUGUUUCCACACACAGGUGGAUUCUAUUUAUAAUUAUCAGUGAUUGGCUCAUUCAGAGAUCCUCACUGAAUGUCUGGAAUGAGUUUGCUGCACUGAAAGUAAAGGGGCUGAGUAAUAUUGCACACCCCACUUCUCAGUUUUUUGUUAAAAAAAAGUAUAAAACAUCCAAUAAAUUUCAUUCCACUUCACGAUUGUGUCCCACUUGUUGAUUCUUGACAAAAACUGAAAAUUUCUGUUUGAACCUGAAAUGUAGC